UGGGUUCGCCACAGAUAACUUCGUUCUUUCGACAGACGACUCUUCUGAAAUAAGCGUGUAAAAGUUCUUGUAAUAAAAUGAGUUCGAGGGACAAUCCUAACAGAAAUCGUGUAUUUAUUGGACGGCUAAAUCCAGAGGCUCGUUCUAGAGACCUGGAAAAGUUUUUCAGAGAUAACGGCUUUUCGAGAUUAAAGGAUGUAAAUAUAAAGUUGGGAUAUGCGUUUGUGGAAUUUGAAGACAAACGCGAUGCAGACGAUGCUGUUUAUGAAUUAGAUCGUAAAGAGUUUUUUGGAUCAAGGCUAACUGUAGAGCAUGCGACAGGCACUCCUCGGGAAGAUAUCGGUGGUGGUGGCGGUAGAAGAGAUCGUAGUCGGUAUGAUGGUGGAGGAGGUGGCUAUCGUGGUGAUAGAGGUUAUCGAGAUGGUGACCGAGGAAGAAAUAGACCUUAUAAUACAGAAUGGAGAAUUAUUGUGCAAAACUUAUCUUCACGAGUUGGUUGGCAGGACCUAAAAGAUUUUUUCCGUUCUGCUGGAGAAGUUACAUUUACAAAAGCCAAUAAAGAAAAACUUGGAGAAGGUGUUGUUGAAUUUAAAACCUACAAGGAUAUGCAACGUGCAAUGAGAAAAUUCGACGGCACUGAAUUUUUUGACCGAAAAAUUAAAUUAAUUGAUGAUUGUCCUGGUCCCCCAAGAGAUUCGCAUUCCAGAAGUCGUAGUCGAAGUAAUAGUCGUGAUAGAAGUAAGCGUUCUCGCAGUAGAAGCAGAUCCAGAAGCCGUCAGAGAACACGAAGAAGAUCAACACGUUCCCCGCGCCGAUCAAGAAGUCGAAGUAAGUCAAGAUCACGAAGUAGAUCAAGAACACCAGACAAGUCGAAAUCCAGAUCAAGGUCACGAUCAAAGUCGAGAGAUUCUCGUCGUUCUCGUUCAAAAUCACCUGAUAAAGAAGAGGUGAAUGGAGAUAAUGCUUCUUAUUCGAAGCGACUUACCCUCCUCCCCUCCCCCAUUACAAGUGGAAUUGUUUUACCUCAAGGCUUUUUUGCCAGCAAAUUUUUCGGUAAACCUGAAGGCGAGUUUCUAGAACGGCCCAGAAUAACUUUUUUUAAAGAGAGUAAGGGUAGAAGAUUUCGCCAGUUUAGAAAAUCGAAUUUCCUUUCUUUUGUUGGCAGUAUAAUAGGGUUAUUUGUUCUUCUGGUAGUGACUACUGAGAGUGUAUACAGGCAGGGGAAAAUCCGAGUUGGUUGGCAGGACCUAAAAGAUUUUUUCCGUUCUGCUGGAGAAGUUACAUUUACAAAAGCCAAUAAAGAAAAACUUGGAGAAGGUGUUGUUGAAUUUAAAACCUACAAGGAUAUGCAACGUGCAAUGAGAAAAUUCGACGGCACUGAAUUUUUUGACCGAAAAAUUAAAUUAAUCGAUGAUUGUCCUGGUCCCCCAAGAGAUUCGCAUUCCAGAAGUCGUAGUCGAAGUAAUAGUCGUGAUAGAAGUAAGCGUUCUCGCAGUAGAAGCAGAUCCAGAAGCCGUCAGGGAACACGAAGAAGAUCAACACGUUUCCCGCGCCGAUCAAGAAGUCGAAGUAAGUCAAGAUCACGAAGUAGAUCAAGAACACCAGACAAGUCGAAAUCCAGAUCAAGGUCACGAUCAAAGUCGAGAGAUUCUCGUCGUUCUCGUUCAAAAUCACCUGAUAAAGAAGAGGUGAAUGGAGAUUAAACUUUAUGUUGUAGUAAAAAGUUGUACAUAUUAAUUUGUUGUGCGAAGCACAAGUCGUCCGCAUGA
This is a messenger RNA of Hydractinia symbiolongicarpus, 1769 nucleotides long. RefSeq names its product serine/arginine-rich splicing factor 6-like. Lineage: Eukaryota; Metazoa; Cnidaria; Hydrozoa; Anthoathecata; Hydractiniidae. The record is from RefSeq and is a predicted model, not a curated record. The transcript is spliced from 14 exons. Gene Ontology annotation, cellular component: nucleus; ribonucleoprotein complex; cytoplasm. Gene Ontology annotation, molecular function: mRNA binding. The coding region runs from base 78 to 1703 and encodes 541 amino acids.